CAAUCAACUGUCAGUUUGAAUUGCGCGCCAAGCAUCGUAAGCAUUUCGCGAAGAAGAAGAAAUUCAGCUGUUAGCCGAUAACAUUUGAACGUUGACGUGUGAAUGAAUAUUUUUGUUCUUAUUUAGUUGACCAAGCUAUUGUUUUCGCAGUUUUAACUGGGUGAAGAUCUUUAUUCAAAUUAGACACGUUUUAUUUUGUGUUUUUUAAUUUGAAAUUUAAAAAUGGAGCCACAUUUGAACGCCGAAACACAAGAAAAAUCAAAGAAUGAGCAUGAGUUUCCAGAAGCUCCCGCUAAACAUUCUGCACUAAAUCUGGGCUCAAUUCAGUUACGUACUGUGAUGUUAUUUUUAGUGGCCACAGUUUUCACUGCAGUGGUAGUAGAACUUUUACCUGAUUACACCAAAAUAAUGCAUACAAUCAAGAACAACAGCAUCAGUGUGACUGAACAAGUGCAGCAUCGUCGAACUUAUUCAAUUUACGGUCUAAGUUCCAAAGAAGAUCAUUUGGUGCACGUCGUGAGCGUAUUGAAGAGGUUCGGCUAUGAAAGAGUUGAGAUGGAUGGAAAUAAAUGGGAUUUAUUGUGGGCUCAUGACUAUCCGUAUCGUGUUUAUCCGAAACUAAAAGACCUUGGCGAUCAUCAGUUAGUAAAUCACUUGCCAGGAUGUGGCUAUUUAACAACUAAGGUUGACUUGUGUACUUCCCAGCUGCCCUUUUUACCACGGGCAUUUCGCUUACCUGCACAAGGAGAGGAAUUCUUAGAGUAUGCAGCCACACAUCCAGAUACAUUAUUUGUGCAGAAGCACAAUGCUCACCGACAUAUCAAAGUAAAACCACCUCAAGACAUUGUUCAGAGCUCCAAUGACUCCUUUGUGCAGGAGUUCAUACAGCGGCCAUUUUUAGUCGAUGGCCAUAAAUUUGACAUUGGCGUCUAUGUUGUGAUAACUUCAGUGAAUCCUCUUCGUGCCUACAUUUACACAGGCGAUGUUUUAUUUCGUUACUGCCCUGAAAAGUACUAUCCAUUCGAUGCAGAAAAUGUGGACAAAUAUGUUGUGGGUGACAAUUAUCUACCUACCUGGGAAGUGCCUUCUUUAGCCAAAUAUUAUGCUCUCUAUGGUAGCAGCAUGCGCUCUGCCUUUGAAGCAUAUGUGCGCGAUCAGUCUAUGGAUCCCUCAAAAAUCUGGGUACAAGUCGAAAGCAUUGUACGCAGAACUAUUUUGGCAAAAGAGCAAGAUAUAGUGAACAGUUUAAGCGCAUAUAAAACACGAAAUUUCUUUGAAUUGCUACGUUUUGAUCUGUUUAUUGACGAGGACCUAAAGGUUUAUCUAAUGGAGGCCAACAUGUCGCCAAACCUUUCUUCAGCUCAUUUCAAACCAAAUUCUAUUUUAUACGAGCAAGUGCUCUACAGUGUCUUUAACUUGGUGGGCAUUCGGCCAGUGACUUCAACAAGUGCAAGUGAUACGCCGCUUAACGAAAUGAUAACAACUGACAAGAACUUAGCUACUGGACUCAAUAAUUGUGCGUCUUAUAACUGCAAUACGUCUUGUGAUAGAGAUGAAUGCAAUCUCUGUUUGCCGUGUAUGAGCGGCUCUGAGUAUAAAUGGCUUGAAAAGGCUCAUGAUGAGCACUUACAUCGCGUUGAUAUGAAGCGAAUUUUCCCCAAGCCAAUCCACGAUUUUCAAUCGUUCAAUAUUGAUAACGAAGUUACGAAUAUGACUAAACAAAAUGCUUGGAUAAGCCGCUGGUUUUAUAAUAAAUGCGAAUACGAUCGUACCUGGUGCAUGUGAUUGCAUUAAAGACAUGUAGAUACAUAAGUCUGGAGACAAUAGCUCAAUUGAAAACCACGUUUAUUUUAUAUACAUACAUAUAAAUAUAUGUAGUAUAAUUUGUUUAGUUAUUAGCUGUAAUAACGAUUGUUAUUGAUUGUAUAUUAAUAAUUGAUCGUAACUAUUAGCUUUUCUUUGGUUCGUACCUAAAUUUAAUACAGUUGUACCUUGCAUGAGAUCCUCCUAGGGUCUGUAGGAAUUACAACAAUUUAAACACAGAGGCCUUAGCGUUAAAUCUUAAGCGUUGACUUACUUAACUAAUAAUAAGUGAUUCGCAAUAAAUGUCAGGUCUGUUUUG
Drosophila busckii is the source of this 2122-nucleotide messenger RNA. It is a transcript of the gene TTLL15, whose product is annotated as probable tubulin polyglutamylase ttll-15. The record is from RefSeq and is a predicted model, not a curated record. Gene Ontology annotation, biological process: protein modification process. Lineage: Eukaryota; Metazoa; Arthropoda; Insecta; Diptera; Drosophilidae. The transcript has 4 exons. The coding region runs from base 223 to 1785 and encodes 520 amino acids.